CCCACUUUAAAAAUUCCAUUUACAAUCCUCUGCCAUUUUUCCUUUUUAAAAAACCUAGUUUUAAAAGUUUGUCCCCUACUUCUGAAAUAGCAGCUUCAGCAGAGGCCAAGAAUCAGAGUAGAAAUGAUUUCAAGAGAUCUCAUUCACAAGGUGACUUUACUCCUGUGCCAGAUGAUAUGUCUUGGCCUGUAAAAAGACCAUCUGUUUUUCAAGAUGUGAGAAUCACGACCACAGAGAAAAUGAAGGAAAUUGGAAGCUUUGGUGAAUACACCUUAUAUAAUGUUGAGUAUGAAGCAUUAUACCAGUCCGAUAUUGGAGAAUUAGUGUAUAAGUCAGGGACUGUGAAGAGAAGGUUCCGGGAGUUUAUAAAUUUACAGUCACGUCUGGAAGAUAACCCUUCAUAUAAGAAAAGCAUGAAAGAUGUCAAGGGUCCCAAAAAGAUUCUUCCAUCACUACCAUUUGGAAAUAUGGGCAAGGACACAGUCGACAGUCGCAAAAAAUUACUGGGCAUUUCUUGCGUUGGUUAA
Molecule: messenger RNA, 527 nt
Organism: Mercenaria mercenaria
Lineage: Eukaryota; Metazoa; Mollusca; Bivalvia; Venerida; Veneridae
Product: sorting nexin-19-like
Exons: 4
Coding region: 177-527 (116 amino acids)
Molecular function (GO): phosphatidylinositol binding
Source: RefSeq, a predicted model, not a curated record